This is a messenger RNA of Python bivittatus (Burmese python), 3061 nucleotides long. Lineage: Eukaryota; Metazoa; Chordata; Lepidosauria; Squamata; Pythonidae. The record is from RefSeq and is a predicted model, not a curated record.
AAAAAAAUGGACAAACCGAACUUAGUUGGUUGUGUGAAUGCAACAACGAGGACUUUAACCUGGAUAAACAUGUCGUGUGAACACCCCUUUGGGGUUAUUCCAGCUGUUCUGGUUGUGCCUGGCUUAUCUUUCUGCCCCCUUCCUGCAGAGCUCUUCAGCCAUGUCAUCCCGGGAACGCCGGACGGAAUUCUUCAUUAAAACCGAGCCAGCUUCUCCAGAUAGCCUCGUCCAACACAGCCCCAGUGGGUCGUCCGACACCAGCACGAGCGGGGCACCCGCUGAACUCGAGACUGCAAGCACCUUACCCACCGGGACGGGGGCAUCCCGCCGACGCCAUGAUGACGACCCAGACGAGGCUCCUGGCAGGGGAAAGUAUAUGUUAAACACGAUGCCCAAGCGACUGUGCUUGGUAUGUGGUGACAUCGCCUCGGGGUACCACUACGGCGUGGCCUCCUGCGAAGCGUGCAAAGCCUUUUUCAAGCGAACGAUCCAAGGAAGCAUUGAGUACAGCUGCCCGGCCACCAACGAAUGUGAAAUAACCAAGCGUCGCCGGAAAGCGUGCCAGGCGUGCCGUUUCACCAAGUGCCUGCGUGUGGGAAUGCUGAAAGAAGGGGUACGCCUCGAUCGGGUACGUGGAGGUCGACAGAAAUACAAGCGCCGGCCAGAGGUGGAGGGUGCCCCCUACCCCAGCACUUUUGUGACCCCGCAGAUCGCCACAGCUACCGCCAAGAAGUCAGCGCCGAUGAACACGAUGGUGUCGCACUUGCUGGUAGCCGAGCCGGAGAAACUCUAUGCCAUGCCUGACCCAGCGCUUCCCGAAGGGCCUGCCAAAGCUGCUAGCACGUUGUGUGAUCUGGCAGACCGGGAAAUCGUAGUCAUCAUUGGUUGGGCCAAAAAUAUACCAGGAUUCCCAGCGUUAUCCUUGGCAGACCAGAUGUCUGUCCUGCAGAGCGUCUGGCUGGAAGUUUUGCUCCUUGGAGUAGCCUGGCGCUCGCUGCCUUGCGAAGACGAGAUUGUCUUUGCAGAAGACUUUGCGCUCGACGAAGAGGCCGCCCGGACGGCAGGGCUGCUGGAGCUGAGCAGCGUGGUCCUGCAGCUGGUGCGCAAGUACCGUGCCCUGCGCUUGGAGCGCGAGGAAUAUGUGCUGCUCAAGGCAUUGGCCCUUGCCAACUCAGACUCUGUGCACAUCGAGGACAUGGCGGCUGUGCAACGCCUCCGGGACGUGCUUCACGAAGCGUUGCUGGAGUAUGAGGCGUCACGACGCCCCGAGGAGCCUCGCCGGGCCGGUCGCCUUUUGCUCACCCUUCCUCUCUUGCGCCAAACCGCCACCCGGGUCCUGCACCACUUCUACAGCCUGAAACUGGAGGGCAAAAUCCCCAUGCAUAAGUUGUUCCUGGAGAUGUUGGAAGCCAUGAUGGACUGAAGGAAAGAGGCUAGGAAUUGGGGGCAGGAUUCAGGAGGGGGGAGCUGAGGCAUCCAGGACGGGGAUGAGAAGCCCGAGACGGGGACGAGAAGCAGCGGGGGCCUGGAUGCGGCUGUCCCCACCCUCUGAAUCCCGCCACGGCUGUCACGCGAUAACCUGCAUUUUCACCGUAUGCAAACCUUGUGGUCGCCCCAUGGCUUCGUGCAGUGGAGAACACGGUGGAAAAGAAGAUGGGAUUGGUGCAUGGGGCCGCUCGGGCGGAGAGAGGGAGGAACGUUUUUGGAAGCCAUACUUUAAUUUUAAUUUAUUGAUAGGGAAACGGGGGUGGGGGGGAGAGAUUAGAUGCUGUAGCGCUAGCAAUCACAUUGGCUUCGUGUUGUGUGAAAGGGAUGGAGGGAAGGAGGGCUCUUGAUCUUGGCUGGGGAGGGAAUCAGAGCUGUCCCAUCCCGGAAACGACCAGCACAGGGUUGGGAUGGAGAAUCCAAGCCGAACUUCCCUUGGUUUGUUUUUGGGACAGUUUCUUUCCUGCUGCCUAACUUUUCUUCCUAAUGCCUCCUUGUUCACCCUUGGGCUGGGUCAGUGUUUCUCAACCUUGGCAGCUUUAAGAUGAGUGGACUUCACUUCCCAGAAUUCCCCAGCCAGCCAUUAGGAAGAACUCUGGGAAUUGAAGUCCACUCAUCUUAAAGCUGCCAAAGUUGAGAAACACUGGGCUGGGUCCUGAUCCAAUGCACCUUAAUACAUUAUCAGAAGUCAUUCAAUGGCUCCAGGAAUUUGGGAUGCAGAGAAUGGGGGAAAGGGGACAGGACCCCGACUCGUUUUGCCUUUUCAAUGCCAUGCUGUCUUCACGCAAUCUCAGGGGAGGGACGGUCCUCUGCGUUUCUCUCCCCCCCCCCAAGAUCUGCCUCCUUUCCUCCUUCCCAGAAUGUUGCAUUAUCACUUUUAAGCAAUAACUUAAAAAAAAAAAUGGGGUGGGGAGAGUUGGGGUCCCCAAGGGGGCUGCCUCUUUUGCAUGUAACCUGCCUUAAAACCCGGGGAAGAGGUGGGCUGCAGUGAGGGAACAAGCCCCCCUACCCCCGAGAUGAAAAAAGGCAGGGCCUUUCAUUCUCCAUCCUCCACUUAAUUCCCACGUAGCAAUAGUUAAAAAAAAGGCAAUUUUGCUUUUCUUUUCAGGUGUAAUGCCCUGUCUCCCCCUCGCCAUAGCAGACCGAGCAGGUGAUCUCUCCUCUUCCCCACCUCAAGCCAAACCCAACUUCUGCCCAAAGCAAUAAACACCUUUUCCUCUCAAUUCUCUUCCUUCCCGCAAAAUUUAGGAAGGGAGGCCACGUGGCCUGAACAGGAGAGCCGUGUACAUAGCAAUAUAUUUUACUGUAUAUUUGUUGCAGGAAAAAAAAAAUGUUACCCCAUCUCUGGCUCACUUGUCCCUUCCCCAAAGGGGCAGGGUGACCUUCUCCCUUGCCGGGGGGGGGGGCAGGCAGGGAAUAAAGGAAGGGGGGAAAACGACGCUGGAUUUUUUUUUUAAAUUAAAUUAUGUGUGUGUACAUAUUAUAAAUACCUCUGAUUUGUGUAUAGGCGGUUAUACAUUCAUAGAGAGCUCUAUUACUGAAAAAAUUAAAACGAGGCCGAUGCAGCCUAAGGCAA